Paramecium primaurelia is the source of this 1170-nucleotide messenger RNA. The record is from the annotation of a GenBank genome assembly. Lineage: Eukaryota; Ciliophora; Oligohymenophorea; Peniculida; Parameciidae.
AUGAUUUAAGGCUAAUCAUAUGAAGUUCAAGGAUUACUAAAUGCAGGUAUAUUUAAUUUAUAGUUCUUAUUAGGCUUAGAUAAAAAUGAAUAGCCUAUUUAUGUUUUGCUAUAUAAUUUGAUUAUUCAAAAUAAAAAUGAAGAAUAAAUAGUGAAUAAAUUUUAAUCCUAUUUACAACAAUUCAGACCUUUUAAGUAUAAGAUUAAGUUUAUACUAGAGGAUUCAUCUUGAUUAUUUGCUCUUAGGAUGAUACAGAAAUGAAAGCAAUAGAUGUUAAAAAUUUAAUAAAACAAACUAUUUAGUAAUUUUUCACAUUAUUUAAGAGAAAGGUGAAUUCUUAAUAAUUAAAAAGAAUUGAUAAAUUAAUUGUGAUAAGCAACAAUUAGAAUUAUGGAAAGAAGGAAAAAACAAUACCUUUUUCACUAUAAUUGUUAUUAAAAGAUAAAAUACACUUAAUAAACAAGUAUUUAAAAUAUAUUUACAAUUUUAAGUACUUCAUUUCUGAAUUUAUAUGAUAUUGAGUUGCAUUAAUCAAUUUUAAGAUUCUUGUGUAAUUAAAUAGAAUUUUAAGAAUAAUAACCAUUUUAUGGUAGGGAAUUAGGUUCUUAUCCAAUUGGUUAAUCAGGACUUCCUGUAUUUCUUGAAGAGAUAUUACAAUUUUAUAUUAAAAAUAAAGAUAAUUUACGCAAAUAAGGGAUAUUUCGAUUGUCAGGUUCCCAUGAUGAAGAAAUAAAAUUAGUAGAUUAAUUAUUAUAAUCUAAUUAUGAAGCUAUAAAAAUAUCAGAUUCUGAUGUUAUAGCUACAGUAUUAAAAAACUCUUUAAUUAAUUUAAAAACACCAAUUUUUCCUUUUGAAAUAUAUUAAAUUUUAAGAGACACUGAUCCUUAAAUACCAACUAAAGAAUUUAUAGAUAUGUUUAGCAUAUUUUUUGCACAUCUACCUAAAGUUAAUAGAUUAACAAUUUUCAGAUUAAUAGAAUUUAUAAAAUUUGUAGCAAAAUUUGAAAAUGAAAAUAUGGUAAUAAAAAUGAAAUAAAAUUUAGAUGGGUUUAUACAAUUUAUCAAUAAUAUUUGCUCCAUGUUUUUUUAGAGCAAAUAGUAUUGAUCAAUUAGAUAUUUAAGGUGCAAAGACAAUAGUAUUACAUUUUAAAUCUUUAAUUCAAAAUAUUGA